Messenger RNA from Doryrhamphus excisus (bluestripe pipefish), 1547 nucleotides. RefSeq lists its product as uncharacterized. Gene Ontology annotation, biological process: regulation of transcription by RNA polymerase II. Lineage: Eukaryota; Metazoa; Chordata; Actinopteri; Syngnathiformes; Syngnathidae. Gene Ontology annotation, molecular function: RNA polymerase II cis-regulatory region sequence-specific DNA binding; DNA-binding transcription repressor activity, RNA polymerase II-specific. The record is from RefSeq and is a predicted model, not a curated record. Gene Ontology annotation, cellular component: nucleoplasm.
CGUAGCACAUCCGCUGAUUGAUACGCUUCGGAUGGAUGAAGGCGACACUGCGUGCUCGUCCGGUUUGCGGUUUUGCUUUGUAUUUACUGAGUACACCUUGAAGGAUAGCGUAGACUAAACAACGGGAUUUAUCACAACAAAGCCUCGGUGCGCUUUGAACCGUCUCUCUGGCUAGCAUAGCUUGUAAGCUGCUAACGAAGAGGCGGAAGUUAGCAACACAUGCUAGGUGUUGUUAUUGUCCGAGGGCGUUCGGGAAUGAGCGACUAGCUGCUACCGUGGAGGAAAUAUUCGGAGUGUUAGAGAGAACAAUAGCCGAGUACGACGUGGAACGUUGUCGAACAAAAGGGGAUGACCAGCGACAACAACAACUACUGGACGCCUCAAAUGGAGUCACGCGGGGCAGAGAUCAGUGAAGAGCAGAAGAAGCCACAGCCCCCCCACGUUAAAGAAGAAGAAGAGGAGGAGCCACAGCCUCCACACGUUAAAGAAGAGGAGGAGGAGCACAGCGUCACUCAGGAGGCGCCGGACCUCAGAAAGUUUCCAGUGAUCCGUGUGAUUGUGAAGAGUGAAGAUGAUGAAGACGAAGCUCAAUGGUCACCGCGUGAGGAGAAGAGAAGAUCACACGCAGACAGCCUGCUACCGCCGCUGUCAGACAGUGACGAUACGGCGUCGCACUCUCCCGACACUGACGACGAAGACUCUAAAGCUGAUAUGACGCGUCACGCUGACAGCACACGCUUCAAAUGCUUCCAGUGCGACAAAACCUUCAGUGACAGCAUCGCAUUGGAAGUCCACAUGACGUGUCACACAGGCGACAAAACAUUCAGCUGCCCAUUUUGCGAUAAAGGCUUCCCGAGAAAUAGUAAUUUGAAAUUACACAUGAGAACACACACUGGAGAGAAACCGUAUUCCUGCUUGGUGUGCGAUAAAAAGUUCUCAAUAAAGGGAAAUUUGAUGAAACACGCAAGCACACACACUGGAGAGAAACCAUUUCCCUGCCCAGUUUGCAGCAAAAGAUUCUCUCGCAAAGGCAAUUUGAUGGCACACACGAGGACUCACGCCGGGGAAAAAAACGAGAAAACAUUUUCCUGCUCAGCCUGUGCGACGAGUUUUGGCAUGCGCUCAACAUUGUUGCGGCACAUGAGGACACACACCGGUGAGAAACCUUUUCCCUGCUCAGUUUGUGGCCAAACAUUUUCUCAAAAGGGACAUCUAAUGAGACACAUGAGGACUCACAGCGGCGAGAAACCUUUCCCUUGCUCUGUUUGUGGGAAAAGAUUCACUCAGAAAGGCAGCCUGAUGACACACAUGAGAACACACAGUGUGGAUAAACCUUUUCCCUGCUCGGUUUGUGGACAGAGAUUCUCUCAAAAAGGCAAUUUAAUGAAACACCAAAGAACGCACACUGGAGAGAAACCAUUCAGUUGCAAUGUAUGCACUAAAAAGUUCUCCUACAAGUAUCAGCUUAGUCGGCAUGAGUGUGCUGGUGAGAAGAGCAGCAGCACAUGAAGAUGCAGAUGCGUGAGUAAAAAAGUAGUGUGAUGUUU